Messenger RNA from Anguilla rostrata (American eel), 1290 nucleotides. Its product is annotated as C-X-C chemokine receptor type 4-like. The record is from RefSeq and is a predicted model, not a curated record. Gene Ontology annotation, biological process: positive regulation of cytosolic calcium ion concentration; brain development; immune response. Gene Ontology annotation, molecular function: C-C chemokine receptor activity; C-C chemokine binding. NCBI's taxonomy places the organism in Eukaryota, Metazoa, Chordata, Actinopteri, Anguilliformes, Anguillidae. Gene Ontology annotation, cellular component: membrane; external side of plasma membrane. The transcript is spliced from 2 exons. Bases 136 to 1209 code for a protein of 357 amino acids.
UAAACAAACUCCUCCUGUGGGAGGGGUCCCGACGGAACUUGAAGUAUUUAAAAUCUUGCAGUUACUUUUCAGGUGUCCACACAAGAAGCUUGCAGUGAGUUGUCCCGAAAGUGGAGAGACUCCUUUGCCCACAUCAUGUCUUAUUUUGAACACAUCGUGUUUGAGGAUGAGUUCAACAGCUCUGAAUCUGGAUCUGGAGAAUUUGAGGUCUUUUUGGAGGAACCCUGUGAUCGAGCUCGCAACAGUGAAUUUCAAAGGAUCUUUCUACCGACGGUGUUUGGAAUAAUAUUUGUUUUGGGCAUCGUCGGCAAUGGACUGGUAGUUGUGGUGAUGGGCUACCAAAAAAAGUCGAGAACUAUGACCGACAAAUAUAGGCUUCACCUUUCUGUGGCAGAUCUGCUGUUUGUCCUCACUCUGCCCUUCUGGGCUGUGGAUGCCGCGAGCAGCUGGCAUUUUGGAGGUUUCCUCUGUGUGGCUGUGCACAUGAUCUACACGGUCAACUUGUACAGCAGUGUACUGAUUCUGGCCUUCAUAAGCCUGGACAGGUACUUGGCAGUGGUGCAUGCCACCAACAGCCAGGCUCCCAGGAAACUCCUGGUGGAGAGGGUGAUCUACGUGGGCGUGUGGCUGCCUGCCACCCUCCUCACGGUGCCGGAUCUGGUGUUCGCAAAAACGCAGGAGGCGGGCUCCAGGACCAUGUGCAUCCACAUAUACCCCCUGGAGACCAGCUCCAUCUGGAUGGCUGCGUUCCGGGUCCAGCACAUCUUCGUGGGCUUCGUCAUCCCGGGCCUGAUCAUCCUCAUCUGCUACUGCAUCAUCAUCGUCAAGCUGUCCCGGGGCUCCACGGGUCAGCAGAAGCGCAAGGCGCUGAAGACCACGGUCAUCCUCAUCGUGUGCUUCUUCAGCUGCUGGCUGCCAUACUGCGCCGGCAUAUCCGUGGACACCCUGAUGAUGCUGAACGUGGUCCCCCACAGCUGUGCCCUGGAGCAGAGUCUGCAGACGUGGAUCUCCAUCACCGAGGCCCUGGCCUACUUCCACUGCUGCCUAAACCCAAUCCUCUACGCCUUCCUGGGAGUUAAGUUCAAGAAGUCUGCACGGAAUGCAUUGACUACCGGCAGGGGAUCGAGUUUGAAAAUACUUCCCAAAAAGAAAGGUGGACAUUCAUCAAUCUCCACAGAAUCUGAGUCUUCAAGCUUUCACUCUAGUUAACAGUGACUUAUUAUUUGGGGGGGCAAUUCUGUUAGGGAGGCUUAAGCUUUCUUUGUACAAAAUUGGGGGGGGGGGGGGGAC